Molecule: messenger RNA, 2780 nt
Organism: Lentinula edodes (shiitake mushroom)
Lineage: Eukaryota; Fungi; Basidiomycota; Agaricomycetes; Agaricales; Omphalotaceae
Product: alpha,alpha-trehalase-neutral trehalase
Exons: 9
Coding region: 71-2389 (772 amino acids)
Biological process (GO): trehalose catabolic process
Cellular component (GO): cytoplasm
Molecular function (GO): calcium ion binding; alpha,alpha-trehalase activity
Source: RefSeq, a predicted model, not a curated record
UUCCCAGGAUGUAUUUGGCCGCAUAAGAGCGGCAUUCGCUCUUCGCCCUUUCUUCUUCGUAACAUCUAUAAUGGCCCCCUCUUUGACGCACCCAACUACUGUCAACUUCAUCGAGGAACAUGACUUGUCUACGCCCUCCUUGCCAAUGAAGGAGGCAGCGGAUUAUUAUGGCAAAAGCGAGACGUUUACUCGCUCUCGGACAUACAGUGCGUCGCAUAUUCACGGCUACAACCCUAGACGGAUCCCAGCAUUUGACGAAAGUACUCAUGCAAGAGCUCGCCGUUUAUCUCAUGAUGAGAAGGCUUCCCAACCUCGACGUUUUCUAAUAGACGUUGAAGAAACCAUUCGUCUUGUGCUUGAGCAAGAGGAUACAGAUGGUGACUUCCAAAUCAGUGUGACUGACGCUGGGCCCAAGGUGAUGGCGUUAGGCACCGCGACGAGCAAUGGUUUCAAGACGUUUGAUAUACGGGGAACGUACAUGCUUUCCAACCUUUUGCAAGAGUUAGCCCUUGCCCGUGACCAUGGUCGAAAGAGGAUCGUCCUGGACGAAGCCCGUCUCACUGAGAAUCCCGUUGACCGACUGUCUCGUAUGAUCAAAAACUCAUUUUGGCAUUCUUUGACACGUCGUAUUGAUGGCGAAGGCCUCGAAAUAAUUUGUGCCGAUCCCAAGAACCGUACUGGUCGCGUAAAUCCCCGAAUUUAUGUUCCGCACGGCGAGCCUGCCAUGGCUGAUUAUUAUCGCAAAGUGGCUAGGGAAAAACCUCAUCUCAACCUUGAUGUCCAAGUAUUACCCGUGAAGCCUGACGACCCAUCCUUUGUGAAAAGCCUGAACAACAAACCAGGUAUUCUAGCACUGGCAAUGAACGAGUCAGAUGACGGGAGGGGAGGAAAGAUCCUGAAGGGUAUCCCUUUCAUUGUCCCCGGCGCUCGCUUCAAUGAGCUCUACAAUUGGGAUUCAUACUUCAUCUCCCUCGGUCUUCUGGUUGAUGGCAAGGUCACCAUGGCUCAGGGAAUGGUUGAUCAUUUCAUCUUCGAGAUAAAGCACUAUGGCAAGAUCUUAAAUGGCAGUCGGAGCUAUUACCUCUGCCGAACGCAGCCACCUUUUCUUACCGACAUGGCACUCCAAAUCUUCAAUCAACUUGACCGUUCAGACGUCGACGCUAACCGCGCAUGGCUCAAGCGUGCAAUUCAAGCCGCCAUCAAAGAAUACCAUACCAUUUGGGUUGCGGAACCUCGUAUAGAUCCAAAAACUGGUCUUUCUCGCUACCGUCCUGCAGGUCUUGGAAUUCCUCCAGAAACUGAAGCUACGCAUUUCACGCAUAUCCUCGAACCCUUUGCUCACAAGCAUGGUCUCUCUAUCCUCGAAUUCAGUGAGAAAUAUAAUGAUGGCGUGUUGAAGGAGCCUGAACUUGACGAGUACUUCCUCCAUGACCGUGCGGUCCGGGAGUCUGGUCACGACACGACGUAUCGGUUUGAGAAGCGAUGUGCAAACCUUGCAACUAUUGACUUACAGGCUUUGUUGUACAAGUAUGAGAUAGACAUUGGUACCGCUAUUCGGGAGGUAUUCGAUGACGAGCUUGAAUUGGAAGAGGAAUUUCCCCUCGCGCCUUUCCCCAUCACACCUGCGGCAUAUGCCAAGACCACUCGAGAAAGCUCAAAGGGCAGGUCGCAGAGCAGUGAUGAGUGGUUUAAGCGUGCAGAAUUUAGGAAGCAAAUGAUCGACAAGUAUCUGUGGAAUGACAACAAGAGUCUUUACUUUGAUUAUGACACUGCGAAAGAACAGCAGAUAUUGUACGAGAGCGUCACUGCAUUGUGGGCGCUGUGGGCUGGUUGUGCCAGCGAGGAGCAGGCAUGGAAGCUGGUUACCCAGUCUUUGAAAAAGUUUGAGGUUCUCGGCGGACUUGUUUCCGGCACGGAAGAGUCUAGGGGCAAGAUUUCCUUAGAUAGGCCAAAUCGACAAUGGGAUUACCCGCCGCCACAUCAAACCAUGGCAUGGGUAGGAUUAGAACGGUAUGGCUAUCUUGAAGAUGCACAACGACUUGCCUAUAGGUUUCUAUAUAUGAUGACGACCGCCUUCGUCGACUUUAACGGAGUAGUUCCUGAAAAGUUCGAUGCGGUGAAGUUGUCUCAUCUCGUGGAUGCUGAAUAUGGAAACCAGGGAAUCGAUUUUAAAAUGGUCCCUCGUGAAGGUUUUGGAUGGAUGAAUGCCGCCUAUCAAGUUGGACUUUCCUUCCUCAACAGCCACAUGCGUCGCGCAGUAGCUGCCUGCACCAGCCCCGAGGUCUUUUUCUCAGCAGCUAAUAACGGCACUGAACAGGUUCUACAAGAUAUGACUUCUGAUCCUCUCGGGCUUGCCAUGGAUUCUCUUGAGAUCGUCACACAAGACUGAGCGCUAACCAUUUUUUGAUCACUAUCUUUUGAUCUUCGUGUGCUAUGAAAUACUCUACAGCUCCAUUGAUCGUUCUGCGUUAUACCCUAAUAAUGUAUUAAUCAUUCUUGACGUUCCUUCCAUCACGUAGACACCCAUUUGUAUAUUAGCAUCGUAGUCUACCGCAUUCUGCUAGCAUAUAGAGAUGAAUCCUGAAAUCGCCAUUUAUAAUUGACAUCAUGUUGCAAAGAGGAAAAGCGGGGGCUGCAACCUCAGUCAGUAGAUAGAUAGAUAGAUACGCGGCUCCGCCUAAGGCAUCUCCGCAGUCAUUGCUUUUCUCAAAAGGUGAGGGAGAUUCAGAUCGAGGGUACUUAUGUUGCCACGCGAAAGGCCCUAACCAAGCCCAAGCCGA